GAGACUGCUUCUAAUGAGUGUACAAGUGGCGUUUCGGUCGCUGUGACUGUAAUGGUAUCGUAAAUACGUGAAAGUGAUUUUAAAGAAGGGUUGGUGCGUUUAUUUAAUAUUAACGCGGUUCGGAUAGAACGGUCGACAAAAGUUGAAGGAUACGUAAUUAUUGCGCUCGGUCUCGCAUAAAGUAUAGUAUUUAUCGUUGAUUGGGGAUAGGAUUUUUUAUUGUUGAUUCGCGAAUGAUUUAUCGUCGCGCACAAAAUGUUGGUACACUUUCUACGAGGAAUUAAUUUCUAUCGGUUUAAAAAUUGGAUGGAUAAACUUUUAACCCGAAGAUUAAUUACACAUACGUUCGGAAGAUAAGGAAACACUUUGUUGUGUCGAUGAAAUGGAGUAUCAAGACGGAUUUUAUAUGACCAAACAGAAUUUUUGGAAGUGUAAUAGUAAUAUGCAGUCGGAAAGUGGGUACGGCUCGGAUGAAUUCAACGACUCGCCCCGCUACACCUCGCCGAACCCAUCAACGGGUUACUACCUAGGCGCAGAUGCCACACCCGGGGAAUGGCACCCGUCGUACACCACCAGCGCGUACCAAACGUACGAAGCGUACGGUCUCAUCCCUGAAACAGAAGGUCAAGGUCUGCCCCCAAUGUCUUCGCUAAGGCCGAACGGUACCGCCGUAACCACCAUGUCCGGUACGAACAGUUCGACUUUCGGUCCGGCGAAUCACACAGACGGUGUGAAUAAAGCUUUAGGAACAAUUUAUCCAAUAGUGGAACAAGCUAGCGCUAGUAGUUAUAGUUCGGCCCCGUCGACGCCGGUUAGUUCGCCACCUCCAUUAGCGCCAUCUAGCUGGUUAGCUAAUCAUAACACUCCACAUUCGCCCCAUUAUACACAAUCGGUUAAUGUGAAUAAUAGUGCUGCACCUCAGGGUUUACAUAUGCCUCCCGCCCCCGAAGCGCAACGCUUAGAUGAUGCAAUUGGCUUUUUAAGAGACCACGCGGAAGUAAAUGGAACACGUAUGGAAGAAAGACUGGACGACGCGAUUAACGUGUUGCGUAAUCACGCGGAACCCCAAAUUAUAGGGCAGCUUCCACCCAAUCUUACACAACACCAGAUGACGACACUGGGCUACACAGCGGCGGCGUCGGAACCACACAUACCCGAUACAGUUAAAGUAGAAAGAGCGACAUACAAUACAAAAAAACGCAAAGAGCCUCCAGAUAGCGACACAAAACCAUCCAGUUCAGUAGAAACGAUAGUACAACCAAAUUCUACCAGUGGGCCUCCACCAAAAACGACAAAAAGGUCUAGGAGAUAUUGUUCCAGUGCGGACGAAACGGAAGAGGGUGAACUAGAUCCCGAUAUUAAAGCGCAAAGGGAGAAAGAGAGGAGGCAAGCCAAUAACGCUAGAGAAAGGAUACGUAUUCGUGAUAUUAACGAAGCUUUAAAAGAACUGGGAAGGAUGUGCAUGGCGCACCUAAAGACAGAUAAACCACAAACGAAGCUUGGUAUUUUAAAUAUGGCGGUCGAAGUCAUUAUGACUUUAGAACAGCAAGUUAGAGAGAGGAAUUUGAAUCCUAAAGCAGCAUGUCUAAAACGACGAGAGGAAGAAAAGGCAGAAGAUGGCCCUAAAUUAGGGCCAGGGCCGCAUCAUAUGCUUACUGCCCAACAUUACCCCACCUUACCGGGUGCUCCUGCCAACUUGCCUCACAAUCCGGGCCAGCCACAAUAGCAGUGCUAAAAAGGCAGGUCUGCCACCUGUACAUAACUUUUCGUACAAACGGCUCUCAUCAUUUGUUCAUCAAUGAUCAUGCAACAAACUAUAUUAUAUUUUUUUAAGAAUGUUCUGUAGUGAUACAAUAACGUAUUUUAUUGUUUUACAAAUUACUUUUCACUUACUGAGAUGGAAAAAAGAGAUGUUUGAUGAGCGUUUUGACGCACGACCGGAGAAGUAUUUCCUAUAUUUUUUUUCAUGUCGAACAAUUUUGUGUGUGCCAAAUAAAGAAACACAAUACUCUUACCGUGAAACACAUACGUACGUUUUUGAUCUCUUUUAGCCAUGAUUUUUGUGACAUAUUUUCGUAGUUCGUAGCAAAAUUGUGCCAUUCGUUUUAAAUUUUUUUCGCUUUUUGAUAAAAGCGAGAAAAAUUCAAUCCGUACUCCGAUCGUGCGUCGACGAAAUUGAUACAUGCGCCAGUAUUUUGAAAAUUAUGACUUAUAGAAUUUUUAUGAGAAGUCGUCUUCUCGUCACAAACUGUAAAUAAGUGUUCAUUAGUGUGGCCGGUGACUUUUCUCCAGUAUUUUGAUAUGCAAUAUAAAAUUUAACUUACGUAUUACGAAAAGGGGGAGAGGUUUCCGGUGCUCUCUUAAAUAUAUGCCAUUGAGAAAUGAACAUAACUUAAGAUAUUACUUAUUUAAUAUUAAACGGUCUGUUUAUUCACUGAACUAUUUUUUUAUAUCUUAUAUAUUUUAUUAUUUGAGCGGUAGAUUUUUUUAAUUAUUCUACUAAACUUAGUGCAACUUUAAAAUUUAGUUUGGUGUUCAAACUAUAACCAGAUAUAUCAAUACAUUUUUGUUCAUUAUUUUUAAUUUUAAGUUUUAUGUAAUAUUUAACUAUAAUUUUUAUUAGGUAUAUUUUAUUUUAAGGUAAAGAUGUAAUUUUUGCAUUGUUUCUCUUUUAGCUUUUUAGUGAAUUUUUAUUUAUAUUUGUUUUUAUUGUUAAAAAAAAGCUCAGUUUGAAUUCCGAUAGAGUUCAACCGACAGUUUAUUGUUGCAAUGCAAUCAGGAUUUAGCGUCAUUGUAAAUUUUUUGCAAUAAUUCGUAAUGGCAUAGUAUAUUUUUCAUUCCACUGGCAGCCAUUUUGUACUAUUAUUUAUUAGGCAGCAAAUGGAAGACAUUAAUCGCGGCAGCCGUGCAUAUAAACACAAUCAUUCAUCUUCUAUUUUGGCUCAAUUUUCAAUAUUGGUGCAACUAAUUUUUUUUGUUUUUGUAUUCUAAAUAUUUUGUAAAGCGAAUCUUAAUCAUUAACAUUGUUGUCUACAAUUACACAAAUUGUUUAGACGUUUGAUAAUGAUAUAUAUAUUUUUUUAGUUAGUGGACAACAUGUUAUUCUUGAGAUUUGGCUCUUAAACGAUUAGACGAUUUGUAAAGCUUACCUUGACAUGUAUAAACGUUUAAAGCGGAUGUGUUUUUAAGUAUAUAAAAAAGUAUAUAUGAAUAAAAUACAGCGUGAUGAAAAAGUAAACUUAAGAUAUACAGUUAGAAUACGGUAUAAAAUGAAUAUCAAUGUAAUAUACAAUACGUACAUAAUAUACUAUGUGCCAUUUUUCAUAAACAA
Molecule: messenger RNA, 3331 nt
Organism: Tribolium madens (black flour beetle)
Lineage: Eukaryota; Metazoa; Arthropoda; Insecta; Coleoptera; Tenebrionidae
Gene: da
Product: protein daughterless
Exons: 10
Coding region: 383-1726 (447 amino acids)
Biological process (GO): regulation of transcription by RNA polymerase II
Cellular component (GO): transcription regulator complex
Molecular function (GO): RNA polymerase II cis-regulatory region sequence-specific DNA binding; protein dimerization activity; DNA-binding transcription factor activity, RNA polymerase II-specific
Source: RefSeq, a predicted model, not a curated record